Chilo suppressalis (striped riceborer) is the source of this 6708-nucleotide messenger RNA. Lineage: Eukaryota; Metazoa; Arthropoda; Insecta; Lepidoptera; Crambidae. The record is from the annotation of a GenBank genome assembly.
CCAGUCAGUCAGUCAACAACGUCAACGGACGGACAACGAACGAAUUUUGUGUUCGGUCAUUUUGUUGUUAAUUCGUGUUUUCUUUUUAAAUUGAUAUUUAUUCUUUCAGUUUUAUUUUCAUCAACUUAUCGAGUGUUUUAGAAUAGUGCAACGUGGCUAGUUAACUUAGCAUAUAAUGAUAUAGUAUGUUGAUAAUAGUGUGUGACAUGUGAAACAAAUCAAUAGAUAAAUCGCCCGCUUGUUUCAAUACUUAGUGAACCGGGGGGGUGAUUUGUGAGUAAGAACGGUACGAUAGUGAAUACAAUCUUGUGCAUAUGAUUACACUUUUAUGGAUUUGAAAAUAAAGAGGUGUCGAUACUAUAUUUUGAGUAUGGGACUACAGUGAAUUUCUGUGUGGGAUAUCAGAGAUCAACGUUCCCGAGAGUUGUCAGUUUUCAAUGGAGUUUUAACAGUCGGUAGACGCGGCGGACGUGCAAGAUGAUGGUGGAGACCAUGCUGGAGUCCUCACAGGACUUUGGCAUGUCGAACGGUGCGCUCCCGCAAUGGAAGCGCGAGCUGCUGCAGCGGCGCGCGGCUCGCUCCCGGCCCGCGCCCGCCCCCGCCCCCGCCCCCCUCGCGGGCCCGCCGCCCUCACCCCCGCCCGCGCCCGCCCUCGCCCUCACCGCGCCCGCCUCGCUCGACGACGACGAGGAGCUGCGCUACGGGCCCGGCAUCGUGAAGCGGCUCAAGUCGCGCUACCUCAGCCUCGCGCUGCGCGACGCCCCGCGCCGCCGGCCCUCCGUGCUGCGCCGCGCCGCUUCGCUCGAGCACCUGCUGGACGAGCGGCCGCCGCCCGCGCCGCGCCCGCCGCCCGCCCGCGCGCCUCGCCCCGCCUCCGUGGCCGCGCCGCCCGCCCUAUGCCCCGCGCCGCGUCGCGAUAUCGUGAAGCGCGCCCGCUCCGUGGACGCGCUCAGCCGGCUCGACUCGCGCGAAGACCCGCAUCCGCCCUCGCCCUCGCCGCCGCCGCCCUCCCGCGCCCCGCCCUCGCCGCUCCCCCGGGCGCCGCCGCUCGAGGCUCCGCCGCACGCGCCCCCGCCGCCGCCGCCGCCGGUGCCGGCCCCUCGGCCGCCGGUGUGCCGCAGCGCGCGCCCUCCUCGCCGCCCGACGCCGCUCCUGAGGGAGACGGAGCGGCCUCCGCCGGACGUGGUGCGAUCGGCCUUGCGCAAGUUCGAGAGCGCCCCGACCCGACGGGCGGCGCCGGCCGCUCGCGUGUCGGCCGUGGUGCGCGGCCUGGAGAACGGCGCGCGCACUUCGACGCCGGAGCCGCGCGACCAGCAGUGUGCCAACGCUCGCGAGCCGACGCCGGAGCUCGAUCCGAUCGCGCCGCUCCCGGACGAGCAAGACGGCGCCGCGUCGUCGUGCGAAUCCCGCGUGGUGUCGCGCGCGGCGCUGGAGGGCAUCGCGCGCGCGGGCUCGUCGAUGCGGUUCGCGUUCUCGGCGCCGCGCUGCGGGUCGCACCUGCCGCCGCUGGCCGCCGCCAACCCGGUGCUGGUGGGGCGCGCGCGCCGCGUGGGCGUCAUCCGCCCGAUGCCGGCGCCGACGCUGCGCUCGCCGGAGCCGCCUCCGGAGCCGGCCCGCAAGUCGGCGUCGCCGCGACCGUCGUCCCCGGCGCCGUCGGAGCCGGAGCCCGGGCUGCCGGUGCGCCCGGAGCGCAGGGACCCGCCGCCGUCGGCGCUCGUUGAGCCGAUCCCGCGAUCGCCGCCCGACGAGCGAGCGGUCGAGCCGGAGCCCGCUCGAGAGCGGGAGCCCGAUGUCGUCGAAACUAAACCGAAAGCGGAGAAACCGCUCCUGAACGGUCACGCGGAGCCGAAACCGGUGGUGGAGAACGCGCCGUCGCGACUCGGGGGCGCGGAUAUCGAGCGCGCCUGGAACGGCACCGGUGAGCGAAGGACCGCAGUUCGACCUAAAGAAAAGAAGAUCGUGGCGGAGAGCAAGGAACGGAAGGUGUCGGCGCCGUGGGCGGGCGGCAGUCCUCUAGGCGCGCGUCGGGGGCGGGCGCCUGCGCCGGGCGCGACGUCGAUCGUGUUCAACUUCUCGGGGCGCAAGGAGGUGCCCGACUACAUCGAGAACGACGGCAUCAUCCUGCGCGCCAGCCGCCGGAACAGACUGAAGGCCGGCGAGCCGGGCGUUGUAUCACUCCGGCCGGGCAGCGAAGCGGAGGCGAACGCGGAGGCGUGGUCGUCGGACGAGGAGGGACCGGGCGGGUUGUGUGGUGGCGGGCCACCGUCCCCUUGCGCGGUGCGGUUCGUCAACGACAAUGUGCUCAUCAACGGACGCUCCUGUAUGGCCGCCGCGGCCAGGAUCAACCGCGACCGGCAGGCCAAGUUGAAGCUCCAGUUCGACGACUCCCUCACCCGCACGUUCGAAUACCCCUCCGAGACAUCCCUCUGCGACGACGAUACUACCCCUGCGUCUGCCUCUACCCCUACCCCUGCGCAGGCGCACAACCCUACCCUCCUCGCUAACACACAUAUAGCGUCGGCGUCGCUGUGUCGCUACACGCCCAGCAAGACGCCCCACAACGUGUUCCAGCUCGGCGUCACCAAGACUCCAGACCCCACGCAUGCUGAAAACGGCGUGGAGCCCAGCGAGAAAGAGAACGGGGAGGCGACGGAGCACUCGCAGAGGGAGACACACGCGGACGUGGAAGAGGAGAGUGGGGGCGACGCCAGGCCGUGCGGGGCCGACGCCAGGUGUUGGAGCGCCGCCAGGACUCACACCACGGACCUGCUGUUCUGAGAGAACAACGAAUACGCCAUGAUGCCAGGAGCCUCAAAUGACAAAAAAAUAAUCAAGAUUUCUCCACAAACACCACACAGACAGAGGGACAAGACAACAUAUUUUAUACUGAGUGACUUUGAUACGUUGAUUUGUGCACAUAACCAACCCUUCUCUCUGAUCGAUGCUAAUGUAUUCAACGUCAAUUACAAAAUACUUUUGACGCAUUCCUCAUACUGUUUGUGUACUAUUGUGGAUGUACUAUUUUAGUAUGAAUGCACUCUGUUGGUGCGUAUAUCGCCUUUGUAUCGUAAACUGCUCAAGUACCCAUGUAUUAAUUACUUAAUAUAAUAAUAAUAUUUAGUGUGCUCUAUUCUAUACUAUUAAAAAGCUAGAUGUUAAUUUUCAACUAUUUAUUAUUAUGAAUGUAUUCCUCGCGUGAAUAAUUAAUUCUGACUUUAUUGGACAAAAUAUACAAUUUAUUUCAUACGAUGUUGCUUAGAGUUAGUUCUCAUUGAAACACAGCGGACGCAAAUGAUUGACUAAAGAAUGAUUUGAGAAGCACCAAUAAUAUACUAUAUGUUACUGAAGUUAUUAUUGGUUAUAGUAAAACGCGAGAAUAUUACCCUAUUCCCGCGUUUGACCUGACCCUAAAAGAUAGAAAGUGACCCUUAAAGAUAGAAACUGACCCUAAAAGAUAAAAAGUGACCCUUAAAGAUAGAAACUGACCCUAAAAGAUAGAAAGUGACCCCUAAAAGAUAGAAUAAUAAAAUUUCUUGUAAAUUAAUGUAAUCCUCUCUUAUUCCGCAAAACGACGGGCACUUUCCACUUAUCGAAGUAUUUAAGAAAUUAGUUUAUAAUGAGACAACAUGCAUUGUGAAAUAUUUAUAGGUACAGUGAUAAGACAAAUUUUGUAAUUGUUCAUUAAGCGACUCGAGGGAGUCGCCACUGGUGAUGUUAAAGAAUUGAUGUACUUAAUGUUAAGUGAACAUUGUGUACGGCGCGUACAACGUUGACGCGUGACUGAAACCGUGGCUUAUAUUCCAUUCCGAUCAAGGGCGGAUCCAGCUUUAGCGCCGGGGGGGGGGGGUCAUAUACCCAGCUUUGGCCCAGGGGGGGGUCAUAUAGUCGUGGUAUAUUAAAUAUUGAAAGUACUUAAAUAAAAUCCCCUGGGUUUGGUCCAUCUGUACCCAGCCCAGCCCCCCCCUGAUGACCCCCAUGACCACCCCCCCUGGAUCCGCCCUUGAUUCCGAUACUAAUCCGGUCGGUACUAAACAAACAGUAACGAAGCUUGACUGACUAGCUUUUAAAAUAACAUAUACAAGUUUUUGAGAAGAAUUUUUGACAUUUUCACUUAACCCUUAGUAGCCUGAUUUACGCGAGUCUUCUUUUUUAAAUAUUACUGUAUUUGCUUGAGGGUCUAGAUGAAGGGAAAAAUAGCUAAAUAAAUCACAAUAUUUAUUUUACAUAUUUAUUUAAAAAAAAAAACAGGUAUCAAUUUUGAUACUUCAGGCAUUAUGGCCAUAAAGAAAUCUUAAAUGACCUAUGCAUGAAAUAAUGCGAAACAUCGAUUGUUUUUAUUAUCGCAUAACGAUACUUUGCAUUUUUUACAGAACCAGGAGGUAAGUUUCCUACAAUUACUAAAUUUACAUUUAUUCCUAGACUCCAUAAAUAUUUUUUCAUGGCCAAUACAAUCGGAACGCACGUCAGUUGGGGGUAGUACUUGUGCACCUGUCCGGGGUUUUUUAGAGGGUACUGUAUUGUCUUGUUGACUGUUAGUACUGGGUCUGCCCCUUUUAUUUUUUGAGUGACUUUGAUAUCUACAUAAAGUAUCGGCAAGCUCAGUUCUAAAAUCUGCUAACUUCAUAAUAUUCUUCUGAAGUUUUCCUUUCCUUGUGUUUACCUUUUUGUACAGUACCCAAGCAUUGAUGACAGUCAUGUCUAACAAGUGGUAGAAGAGCCUCGUUGUCCACUUUCUCGACUUUAUGCGGAUGCGAUAUCGACCAAUGAAGCUAUCCAUCAAAUCAACGCCGCCCAUGUGUGCAUUAUAUUCUUUUACAACCCGAGGACAUGAUAUUUGAAUAUUGGCCUUUAGUUUUUUUUCGUAGCGGGUUAUAGUAUCCGCUGGUUCAGCGCCAACAUACGUGGAUAGUAAUAAUACCUGUUUGUUGUCUUUCCAACUUGUGGCCGACAAUUCUAGGCCUUCGUGAGAGGCCACAUUUUCGUGAUAUGUUCCUCUGGGUACGUUGGAUUUCAUAAUCUCCCGUUUCUCCGGCAACUUGCACGACUUUCCAAGCCUGUUUCUCUGUACUGUUCCAAGACAAUAAAUACCUUCGUUGGUCAAGUAAUGUACCAGAGGAAUAUUCGUAUAAAAAUUGUCAAAAUAAAUUAUAUGAUUGACAUGCCUUGGUACUGGUCGUAGCAAUCGAAUAACUGUAUUCGACACAGCUCCGAGGUCUGGUUCGCCAGGUAAACGGUCCAUGUCCUUAGCUCCCGAGUAAAUCUCAAAACUGUAGGCAUAACCAGACAGAGAGCAUAACACGUAUAAUUUGAAUCCCCACUUAUGGGGCUUGUUGGGUAAAUAUUGUUUCAUAAAAUGUUUCAUUUUUGUGGAACACAUCUGCUCGUCUAGUGAUAGACGAUGCUCAAAUGGUAAAGUAAUAAAUUUCUUGUUCAAAUAGUCUAUCACUGGUCUUACUUUAUGCAGUCGGUCGUGCUGGGGGUGAUCAAUGGGCAAAUGUUUAGAGUCGUCAUUCAUGUGAAAAAUUUCUCUAAUUUUAUCAAAUCUGUUGCGAUUCAUUGUUUGUACUAUGGGUUCAAACUUUGUAAUGUUUGACCAGUAUGACCGGACACUAGGAUAAUGAUAUACACUAGUAAAAAUAAGAAUACCAAUAAAUUUACGUAAUUCUAAGACAGUUACAGGUUCUGUAAAGUUGGGAUUCUUUUGGAAGGCAUAUUUAUUUGACUCGUCCACUAGAAAUCUCAAAAUGUCUUCACCGAAAAAAUAAGAAAAAAACUGAAAUGGAGUGUCUAAGUUCAUAAUUUCUUGUGAAUACUCAGUAUUUCCAGCAAACUGGAAAGCAUUUUGGACUAAAUCCAUAUUUUUUACUCUCCACACUAAGUUUCUAGAGUUGAAAGGUGCAGUUUGCAGGUUGUUCUGGCUGCUGGUUGUAGGAGUUGGGUUUCGUUCAACAGUCUCUAAAUUAUGUUGCAUGUCGGUAUCUACGUUUGCUGCAGGCGGAUCUGCAUCCAAGUUUGGGUCAGUGGGAAAAUUACCUACAUCCUCUUCAUCAUCUAGCUCCAUCAGACGAUCUCUUUGGCUCGAAUAAUAGUCUAUGUCAUCUUCAUUGUCGGUGGAAUCGUCUUCCGAAAUUUCACCAUUUUCUAACCGCUUCAAUAUGUUCUCAAUCUCUUCUGGCCGCAUUUUGGAUAAAUUUCUAUAAUAAAUAAAAACAAAAGUAAUCCCCACACCAAGCUAUGCAGAAAAAAUAUGAAACGAAAGUUCAAAAAGUUUUAUAGCUAAAGAGUUAGUAGGUAGGUUUUAUGUAGGGCGGAAUGCCUGAAGUAUCAAUAUUGAUACCAAAAAAAAAGCACUAAUUUCUUCAAGUAAAACAUGCAUUUGCUAAAAAUAAUUAUAUCAUAGCGAAAAUAAUGUAUUCACUUACCUCAAAAGUAUUUAUAUUCUUCAGAAAAAGAAAAUAUAUCAAAUUUAUAUUCAACAAAACUUUUAGUAAAAUGUGUUUACUUGUUCACUUUGCCGCGCAAGUAAUAUGUCACAGAUAAAAUAAAACAAUAAUGACAUUUGUUUUUUUUUUUUUUAAUUUCGUUGGAUAGAAUACUAUACAACAGUAAAAUACAUACAGCCAACAUAUAAAAAAAAAUAAUAGUAAUGUGAAUAUUCGGUUUAAAAUAUUAGUAUCAAAAUUGAAACUCUAGGUUAUUAAGGGUUAA